Molecule: messenger RNA, 1068 nt
Organism: Bactrocera tryoni
Lineage: Eukaryota; Metazoa; Arthropoda; Insecta; Diptera; Tephritidae
Exons: 2
Coding region: 17-820 (267 amino acids)
Source: RefSeq, a predicted model, not a curated record
AUUCUUUAAGGGCGGCAUGCUGCUGGUCGACUGCCAGGAAGAGAAGUCGGCCACCUGGCUGAAGGAGAUCACGCCAAGGCUCGAGGGUUGGAAGGGCCCGGCCCUGUGUGUAAAGAGAGGGGAGGAAAUACCGCGAACACACAGCAUGGUAGCGUUCUUUCCGAGAAGUGCAGAGGAUAGCUACGACUUCGUGCUUAGUCUGGUGAGGAACCAGAACGAAGGUUUAAGUACCUCGGCGUGGAAAAUCGUAGCAAGCAGUGUUGUGGGUUCCGGGUGGAACCUCAACAUCACGAUGGACGACGAGUCCUACAAGUUUAUAAGGCUGAAGGGAUUCAAACUAAAUUUCCGCUUCGGCAAGAUUAUGAUGCGGCCAUGGAGGCCCAAGGCUGCGUCCACGAGCCAAGAGGCCAAGACGGGGAUGAACGUAGCACCAGCUCCUCCCGUAGCCCGCCCAGCGGCGCAUGAGGCGACUGCAGCUGUGGCUUCGGGUAAGGACAGCGAAUCCCCCAGCGAACCCAUCUCGGCUGGGCAGGUUGCGACUGCCGCCGCGGAUGCAGAUGAGAGCAACGGGCAGGAAGGAAAGAUGUCAUUCACCCAGGAGCAGGAGGCGACUGCAUCUGUGGUUUCGGGGGAGGAUAGCGAAUCCCCCAGCGGACUCAUCUCGGCUGGGCAGGUUGCGACCACCGCCGCGGAUGCAGACGAGAGCAACGGGCAGGAAGAAAAGAUGCCAUCCACCCAGGAGCUUCUGGAAGGGUUGGAGAUGCAGGUCGAUGAAGGGGACGAAGACGGGGACCUGUCUCUCUUAGAACCGAUUCUGUAGGCUCCAGCACCGGCAUAGAAGUGGCCCAGGUGAACCUACAUCACGCAUCGGCAGCCUCGGCAGUCAUCGUGAAGAGGUUCAUCUCGGAUAACCUGGGCAUCCUUCUAAUCCAGGAACCUUGGGUGUUCAAAGGAGAGGUAAGAGGCCUCAACAUGAGAAGGAGCAAGAGUUUCUAACGCAAGACCUGGUGGCGGUGCAAGUGAAGGACAAGGAAGGAUCGGACUUCGUCCUUGCAUCCGCAUACUUUC